Molecule: messenger RNA, 1290 nt
Organism: Metarhizium album ARSEF 1941
Lineage: Eukaryota; Fungi; Ascomycota; Sordariomycetes; Hypocreales; Clavicipitaceae
Product: endoplasmic reticulum-Golgi intermediate compartment protein
Exons: 3
Coding region: 1-1290 (429 amino acids)
Biological process (GO): endoplasmic reticulum to Golgi vesicle-mediated transport; retrograde vesicle-mediated transport, Golgi to endoplasmic reticulum
Cellular component (GO): Golgi membrane; endoplasmic reticulum membrane; endoplasmic reticulum
Source: RefSeq, a predicted model, not a curated record
AUGCCGCCCAAGUCGAGAUUCACGAGGCUGGAUGCCUUUACAAAGACGGUUGACGAGGCGCGAAUCCGCACUACAAGCGGUGGUGUCGUGACGAUUGUAUCGCUUCUCGUCGUUCUCUUCCUGUCUUGGGGAGAAUGGGCCGACUAUCGACGAGUCGUGGUACGCCCAGAAUUGGUGGUAGACAAGAGCAGAGGAGAGCGAAUGCAAAUCCACCUCAACAUGACCUUUCCUCGAAUGCCUUGCGAGCUCCUCACCCUCGAUGUCAUGGAUGUGUCUGGGGAGCAACAGCACGGGGUAUCCCAUGGUGUGAAGAAUGUCCGCCUUCGUCCUGAAUCCAAAGGUGGCGGCGUCAUUGACAUCAAGUCUAUGAAGGUCCACGACGAUUCUGCCGAGCAUCUGGAUCCCUCUUAUUGUGGUGGAUGUUACGGUGCUACUGCGCCCCCCAACGCACGAAAAGCAGGGUGCUGCAAUACCUGCGAUGAAGUCCGAGAGGCGUACUCAAUCCAGGGCUGGGCGUUUGGCAGGGGGGAAAACGUCGAGCAGUGUACCCGUGAGCACUAUGCCGAAAGGUUGGAUGAACAACGUGAAGAGGGUUGCCGCGUCGAGGGCCAUCUCGAGGUCAACAAAGUUGUUGGAAACUUUCAUCUUGCCCCUGGUCGCAGCUUCAGCAACGGCAACUUGCAUGUUCACGACCUCAAGAAUUACUGGGAGGCCCCCAACGGCAGGCAGCACGACUUCACGCACACCAUCCACCAGUUGCGUUUCGGCCCCCAGCUUCCUGCCGCAGUUUUCGAACGACAGGGCAAGAAUUCUAUGCCUUGGACAAAUCAUCAUCUUAACCCUCUGGACGGCACCAAGCAGGAGACUAACGACCCAGCCUUCAACUACAUGUAUUUCGUCAAGAUUGUGCCCACGUCGUACCUGCCCCUCGGUUGGGAGAAGAAACUCAAUGGCGCGGCUGGGUCGACGUAUGGUAAUGCCGAUGGCAGCAUUGAGACUCACCAGUACUCGGUCACUAGCCACAAGCGGAGUCUCGAGGGAGGCAACGAUGCCGCUGAGGGUCACGCAGAACGUCAGCAUUCGCAGGGCGGCAUUCCUGGCGUCUUCUUUUCAUAUGACAUUUCUCCCAUGAAGGUCAUUAAUAGAGAGGAGCCGGCCAAGACCUUCACUGGUUUCCUUGCAGGUCUCUGCGCGAUCGUCGGCGGCACGCUCACGGUCGCGGCUGCUAUUGACCGUGGGCUGUUCGAGGGUGCCGCGAGACUGAAGAAGAUGCGGUCAAAGGACUUGUAA